UGCGAGGCCGGGCUCGGGCUCGGGGGCGGGAGCGCCGCCUCCCUUUCCGCGCUGGCUGGCUCUCGCCCUCCCUCCCCGCCCCAAGCCCUCUCCCGCCUCAGCUGUGCAGGCUCCGCACUGCAGAUGCCCGCCCGCCUCCCCAAGCUCGGCGGCUCCCGCGGUGCCUCGCUGGCCCCCGCGAUCCCCGAGAGCCGUGUGAGCUCUUGCUGCGCCGCGGGGACCCUCGCCUGCCCGGACGCGCAGAGUCCUGCGCGCAAAGCCACUCCGCCCGCGGGUCAGCGGGGACCGAAGCCCGGGUCGCCCUCGGAUGCGGCAGGACAAGCUGACCGGUUCCCUGAAGCGCGGGGGGAGAUGUCUGAAGCGGCAAGGCGGCGGCGGCGGCGGCGGCGGCGGCGUGGGCACCAUCCUGAGCAAUGUCCUCAAGAAGCGCAGCUGCAUCUCGCGGACCGCACCCCGGCUGCUCUGCACUCUGGAGCCGGGUGUUGAUACAAAAUUGAAGUUCACUCUUGAGCCAUCAUUAGGUCAAAAUGGUUUUCAGCAGUGGUAUGAUGCUCUCAAGGCAGUUGCCAGACUAUCAACAGGGAUACCAAAGGAAUGGAGGCGAAAGGUUUGGUUGACUUUGGCAGAUCAUUAUUUGCACAGUAUAGCCAUUGACUGGGACAAAACCAUGCGUUUCACUUUCAAUGAGAGGAGUAAUCCUGAUGAUGAUUCGAUGGGGAUUCAGAUAGUCAAGGACCUUCAUCGGACAGGGUGUAGUUCUUACUGUGGCCAGGAAGCUGAGCAGGACAGAGUUGUGUUGAAGCGAGUGCUGCUGGCCUAUGCUCGGUGGAACAAGAAUGUUGGGUACUGCCAGGGCUUUAACAUCCUGGCCGCACUAAUUCUGGAAGUGAUGGAGGGCAAUGAAGGGGAUGCACUGAAAAUUAUGAUUUACCUGAUUGAUAAGGUACUUCCUGAAAGCUAUUUUGUCAAUAACCUUCGAGCAUUGUCUGUGGAUAUGGCUGUCUUCAGAGAUCUCUUGAGAAUGAAGCUCCCUGAAUUAUCUCAGCACCUGGAUAUUCUUCAGAGAACUGCAAACAAAGAAAGUGGAGGUGGAUAUGAACCCCCACUUACGAAUGUCUUCACCAUGCAGUGGUUUCUGACUCUCUUUGCGACAUGUCUCCCGAAUCACACAGUAUUGAAGAUCUGGGAUUCAGUCUUCUUUGAAGGUUCAGAAAUCAUCCUAAGAGUGUCUCUGGCCAUCUGGGCAAAGUUGGGAGAACAGAUAGAAUGUUGUGAAACAGCAGAUGAAUUCUAUAGCACUAUGGGGCGCCUUACCCAGGAGAUGCUGGAGAAUGACCUUCUACAAAGCCAUGAACUCAUGCAGACUGUGUAUGCUAUGGCGCCAUUCCCUUUUCCACAAUUGGCAGAGUUGAGGGAAAAGUACACCUACAACAUUACACCAUUUCCAGCCACUGUGAAACCCACUUCAGUUUCUGGACGACACGGUAAGGUUGGAGAUAGUGAUGAGGAGAAUGACCCAGAUGAUGAAGAUGCCAUUGCUAAUACAGUGGGGUGUCUUGGACCUUUCAGUGGGCUCCUGGUGCCUGAACUUCAGAAGUACCAAAAGCAGAUUAAAGAGGCCAGUGAAGACCAGAGUCUGAGGUCCAACAACAUUGCAGAGUUGAGUCCAGGAGCCAUCAAUUCCUAUCGAAGUGAAUACCACGCGGCAUUCAACAGCAUGAUGAUGGAACGCAUGACCACAGACAUCAAUGCCUUGAAGCGGCAGUACUCUCGAAUUAAAAAGAAGCAGCAGCAGCAGGUCCAUCAGGUGUACAUCAGGGCAGGCUUUAAAGAAGAAAAAAACCAUGGGUUCCUUAUAGGGCCCAAGGACCAAUCAACCAAUGACAAAGGGCCAGUGACCAGCAUUCUCCCAUCUCAGGUAAACAAUUCUCCAGUUAUAAAUCACCUUCUUUUAGGGAAGAAGAUGAAGAUGACGAGCAGAGCUGCCAAAAACGCAGUCAUCCACAUACCUGGCCAUGCAGGAGGCAAAGCAUCUCCUGUCCACUAUGAAGACCUUAAAACAAAGCUCAACUCUCCAUGGCGAACUCACAUCCGAGUUCACAAAAAGAACCUGCCAAGGACCAAGAGCCAUCUGGGCUGUGGUGACACCAUAGGGCUGAUAGAGGAGCAAAAUGAGGGCUGUAAGACCAACAGCCUGGGGACAGGGGAGGACUUCUCCAGUUGUUCAGUCGCUACAGCUGAAACAGAAGGCAGCAACUCUGAAGGUGGCACCAUGAGGACAAUUGAAGGCCAGUCCCCAGAGCCAGUGUUUGGGGAUGCUGAUGUUGAUGCGUCUACAGUUCAGGUGAAGUUAGAAGCCUUGGAACUGAACCAAGGGGAUGCUCCUGCUGAAACUGAACCCAAGGCACACCUGCUGUGCCAGCAGAAUGUGCCAGAGCCACACAGUGCCCUUGGAGAAAAUAAAGCUACCAGCAAACCUCCCCAGGGCAGCCACUCAAAAACACCCAUCUUUAGUCCAUUUCCUAGUGUCAAACCACUUCGGAAAUCAGUCACCGCCAGGAAUUUGGGAUUAUAUGGUCCUACAGAAAGAACCCCAACCGUGCACUUUCCUCAGAUGAGCAGGAGCUUCAACAAAUCCAGCAGUGGGAACAGUGGCACUAAGAAACGAUGAUGUCUCCGAUCAACUUUGUGUCUGGACUCACCUCGGCAUAAUGACACGGGAGUUCCAGUGACACCCUCCCAGUUUUAUUUGUCUAAUGAAAAUGAAUAGCAGUUCAGAGAUAAGCAACAGAAGCCCUUUGCAAUGGGAAUUGGAAGUUUUAUAUUGGGAGCUAGAAUAGGGAUGUUUUCACAUCCACCUGAUAAAAUGGAUUCUUGGAUUCUUUUUUUUUUCCCCAGGAAAAAUAAAUAUUGUGGUUUUCAAGUGUGGGGUUUUCCCAAUUUUUCCUUGUGAACUAUUUAGAAAAGACUAUCUAGACUGUCAUGUCUUCUGUCCUGUUCUGAGCGCCUUUCAGAGUCCCUGUAACACCUCCCAAAUCUUCAAGUUCUCUGGGUGUUACUACUACUUAGCAUGCAUACACCAGCUUGUUAGAACAGAAACUGUAAAAAGAAAGUAAGUUUUAGGUGCAAAAAAUUCCUGAUUUUACUCUUCCUGCCCUGUUGGUUGGGGGAUUGUUUGUGUGUGUGAAUUCUCUCUCAGUACCUAUCACCAAAUUGAUUUUUAUUCCUAUGCUAAAAUGUAGGCGAAAAAUUAAGAUGGUUUUUUAAAAAAACUUUCUAUUUCUACCUGUGAAAUGAAGAAGACCUUUCAACUGUUGAAAUUUAGGUUAAUAACCAAAUUGAAGAUCAUACGCAGAGAGCAUAAAUGGGAUAUGUGUUAAAUAUUUGCCCUGGACUGCUUGCUAAUUCCACUAAGCUUUUCUCGGAGUUCGUUUUCUUCUCUCAAGGGGAACAUUGGUUCUCAGUGGUACAGAUGACUUGAUGGCUCUGCAUAGAGCUUGUCUUCUGUCCUCAACCACGCAGCUCAUUUACCCACUGCUUUCUAUGGCAGAUGCACCAGACUCUGCUCAAAAGCCAGAACAUGGCACCUGUGCCUCUGCUACUUGAAUUUUGAGCUUUUUUGAUUGGAUUACUUUGUUACUUGAACACUGCCUUUUUCUGGAGAAGGCCCUGUGCUUUCUAGCUCUCUCUCACCCACUCUAUUCCUGCCCUGGUCCCAGUGGGUCAGAGAUAGCACCUCUUGUCUCCACUAUGCAGUUGGGAAUUCUGAGCCACACAGAGGUGAAGUAGCACUUGAAUCACUCAAGGUAAAUACUCCUGGUAUUCCAUGUGAUUUAGCCAAAUUUCCUCCAGUGCAAUAGCCGAGUUUAUUGCUCUUUGUACACAGAUGCAUUGGCUACAGAGUUUGUACAAACCAAGACUGGGAAGCCAUUCACCACAAUCCCCCUCCCCUCCCAGUUUCAAAAGACCUUUCUCCAUAUGGUACAGAAUCCUACGACAGCAUUUCACAAAACCAGCUUUGACCUCCUUAUUCUGCAAAGGUAGUUCACUUUAAAAUUGCUUCAUGCACUUGUCAUUUGGCAGAACAAAAGGCUCACUCUUCAAUCCUCUUCUUCCCACCAUCAUUGGAAUAGAUUCACAUCCUUAUCAUCAUCGCUGGGAGACCUUGGCAAUGCUCACAGCAAUAUUGUCAGUGCAGUCAAUAUUAAUUUGAACUAGCUAAUUUUUAAAUUUUGAAGCCAAAGCUAUAGUUUUAGAAGGGACUUUUACUAUGAGAGACAGCCAUUUUUAAAAUAAUAAAAUAGAAUGUGGUUGUGUGGGCUUUUUUGAACAGAAAACAUGAGAAUGACAUAUAUAGUGAGAAAAGCUUAUCCUCUUGGUGGUAGUUUUACCCCCAGAGGAACUGAACGGGAAAAGUAUGACUGAUAAAUCAUUGCAGUUUUGGCCUCGAGUUCUGCACUGUCUGAAGUUAGCAUGCAGCUUCUCAAUGAGCAGCUACAUCCACAGCCUGCUUUUGGGAAGGGUGUGGGAGGGCGAGUUGGGCUCACUUUUCAUACCACCCCCACAAGAUGAGGUCCACUGAAUUUCUCAAGGCUAAGAAAAUGACAUGAUUUUCUUCCAUCUGCUAAACUUUAAGAUAAGAAUGAGUCCACCUCGUAAUUGCACCCCUCAUCCCAUCCUAAACUAGUCAGACUGAUCAUGUUCCCCUGGAGGGAUAUCUGGCUCGAAUAGAGUUUUGUUCUUUCCUCCCUGGAGGCAGCUCACUGGCUCCCUGAGGAACUGAGCCUGGGAGGUGGAUAAUGAGAUGGAGCUGUCUGCUGGCUGUCUCAGUGUUGGCACCACAUCCUGCGACCUACCAGUGUUUCUUCUUGCCUGUUUCCCAGGGUAGGGCUUCCUGAGAAAGGAAUGGAUGAGAUGGCAUGUGGUUUAGAAUAAGUACGGGUUGAAUGAUUGAACAACUGAAAAGAUGAUAGUCCUUUGCAGAUAAAAAUGACCUUGUCAGAAUUUUAAAACUCCAGCUAAUUCCUGUACCAGUAACACAUGCAUGCAUUGUACCAAGUAAUCUGUAAAUCAAUCAAAUUUUGAGCCUUGCCUACUUUACAAAAUAAAGACAUGUGAGUAGCCUCUACCACACAGCAUGUGCAAAGACCAGUAUGGACCUGCUAUCUUCCCUGUGUAUUGGAUACUGUAUGCAAACACCAGAAGUACUUAACAAGUAGCAGUAUAUUACUAGAUAUGUCUGUACUCUCUUAGCACUUUUUGGAGAGUCAACUCUGCACCUCUGUCCUCUUUUAAAAGCCUCUAGAUCUAAGCCUAGUUUGUAAUGUUGACCAAUGGGGUGUAACUGUUUGGAACAUUGCAUUCCCUUUUUUUGGUGUGUGUGUGUCAUUGUUUUGAAGAAUUGUACUGAUUACAAAGAUAUAUGCAUAAAGA
This is a messenger RNA of Heterocephalus glaber (naked mole-rat), 5433 nucleotides long. RefSeq names its product TBC1 domain family member 30 (gene Tbc1d30). NCBI's taxonomy places the organism in Eukaryota, Metazoa, Chordata, Mammalia, Rodentia, Bathyergidae. Gene Ontology annotation, cellular component: endoplasmic reticulum. The record is from RefSeq and is a predicted model, not a curated record.